Messenger RNA from Cylicocyclus nassatus, 564 nucleotides. The record is from the annotation of a GenBank genome assembly. NCBI's taxonomy places the organism in Eukaryota, Metazoa, Nematoda, Chromadorea, Rhabditida, Strongylidae.
AUGACGCCAUCAUCCUGGGCGAGUAUUCAUCCCGAGCAGCGACAUAGUGCUAUGUUCGUCGAUCGAGAAUUCUGCGUAGAACGUUGCCAUCUACUGGAUAAGUGUUGGAAUACCUGGAGGAGAGCACAUCUGCAUGUGUUACGAGGAUUCUGCAAUAAGUUUUGCGCUGCCACCACUCUACGCACGAAUACUGCUCCCUCAAUACUGCUGCCUUCGCAUUUGCUUAGGAUGUUCGUCGAUCGUAGCUUCUGUACUGCCCACUGUCACGACAACGGUAUGUGCUGGCGCCAUUCCAACGGUAGCCAUUCCUGCAUCUGCUAUGAACCAUCGCCUGCAAACAAAAACUGUGGUCUGUCCCCCGAGCCCAAGAGCGAAACGCUGGGUUUCAUUAUUGGGCUAGUCGCGGCACUGAUGUUGUUGGCGCUUAUCAUUUUCUUCUUUUGGCUCGAUCGCAAGAAGGCGUCGCCGGCCGCAAGUGGCAUUGAGGCUCCGGAGGAGCCGCGGGCUCCGCGCGAGGAGACCACUCCCUCGGGCGCGGAGGCCUCUGCUCCUCCGGAGGAGUGA